This is a messenger RNA of Psilocybe cubensis, 864 nucleotides long. RefSeq lists its product as uncharacterized. Gene Ontology annotation, cellular component: membrane. Gene Ontology annotation, biological process: lipid metabolic process. The record is from RefSeq and is a predicted model, not a curated record. Gene Ontology annotation, molecular function: oxidoreductase activity, acting on the CH-CH group of donors. The transcript has 7 exons. Bases 1 to 864 code for a protein of 287 amino acids. NCBI's taxonomy places the organism in Eukaryota, Fungi, Basidiomycota, Agaricomycetes, Agaricales, Agrocybaceae.
AUGCCUGUCCUCUCGCGUCUCGUCCCAACCAUCGCCAGUGCCUAUGGCCUGCAAGCAAUCUUUGCACUCAUCUUCGUCCCACAGCAGAACGAAAAGUUCUAUGACUUGGGUGGUGCCGUUGGAUGGUUGACCACCACCUUUUUGUCCCUCUACUAUCCCUCUCUCAAGGCAAAGUACUGGGAUGCCAUUCCAGGGUCUCUCCCAGCGUUGUCGUCAUUCGCGCCAAGACAAUUGCUUAUAUCCGCUGCCGUUGGUAUCUGGUCGGUGAGACUGGGCAGUUUCCUUGCAAUGCGAGCUAUCAAAGCAGGGGGCGACUCCCGGUUCGAUGAAAUUAAAAAAAGCCCACGCAAAUUCACAUACUAUUGGAUGGCGCAAGCGACGUGGAUCACCCUUGUUGGCCUUCCGCUCUAUCUUGUAAACACCUUUCCCAGCCGCAUUCAUCCCGCCUUAGGCGCGCGUGACUAUCUUGCAGUUGGAUUGUAUGCGAGCGCUUUGUUGUUCGAGGUCAUCGCCGACCGUCAGAAAUCAGCUUGGAGGAAAGCCAAGAACAACAAGCAACACGACGAAGACUUUAUAUCUUCAGGAUUGUGGGGAAUCAGCAGGCAUCCGAACUAUCUCGGCGAAGUCGGAAUCUGGACAGGGAUUUGGGCACUUUCCACUUCGUCGAUUCAGACUGCGGCAUAUCCCCGUGGUACCAUUGCACUUGCAGCUUUGAGCCCCCUGUUUACUUGGUUUUUGAUCCGCAAUGUGUCGGGCGUUCCGCCACUUGAGCGUGCUGGCGACAAGAAAUUCGCCGGCAAUGCUAAAUGGCAACUGUACAAGGCCUCUGUCCCCAUUUUCUGGCCCUGGGGGUCGACCAAAUAA